Messenger RNA from Chrysoperla carnea, 3538 nucleotides. Its product is annotated as angiotensin-converting enzyme-like. The coding region runs from base 110 to 2065 and encodes 651 amino acids. Lineage: Eukaryota; Metazoa; Arthropoda; Insecta; Neuroptera; Chrysopidae. The transcript has 9 exons. Gene Ontology annotation, cellular component: plasma membrane. Gene Ontology annotation, molecular function: metallopeptidase activity; peptidyl-dipeptidase activity. Gene Ontology annotation, biological process: proteolysis. The record is from RefSeq and is a predicted model, not a curated record.
UUAAAAAGUAAUAAUAAUGUUGUUGUUUAUUUGAAUAAUACUUAAGUAUCUUCGGUGCUAUUUAUUGGUGCUCUAUUGUUAACUUUGGUUCUUUAAAUUUUUGUAAACAAUGGUGGUCAAUUAUUCAAAUGUGUGUUUCCUAUUGAUAUUUGUGAAUUUGGUGUGUUCGAUUAACGAUGAACGAAUUAUUCAGGGUACAAACAAUAAUUUAGGCGAAUCAUUACAAUUUUUACGAGAAUUCGACCGUGAAGCAUCGAACAUGUGUACCCGUGUUACAACCGCACAAUGGAAAUAUGCAACAAAUAUGACCGAUUAUAAUAAGCGUCGUAUGAUUGAACAGCAAACAUUAAGUGAAAAAUUAGAACGUAUUUCAUGGCGUAAAGCAAUUACAUUUGCAUGGUCAGCGCUUCCAGAUCCACAAGCACGACGUCAAUUAAAAUUAUUAAUUAUACAAGGAAGAGCCAGUCUAAAUGAUGACAAAUAUAAUGAGAUAUACCAUUUAAUUGCGGAAAUGAAAGAUAUUUACAACAAUAUAAAAAUAUGUCCCUUUAAAGGCUUCAAUAAUUAUUGUGACAUGCGCUUAGAUCCAGACAUUAUACGCACAAUGGCACAUUCACGUAAUUAUGAUGAAUUACAAUAUAUUUGGAGUGAAUGGCGUAAAAAAACCGCACCAACAAAAAACAAAUUUAUGCGUUAUGUACAAUUGGCUAAUCAAGCCGCAACUGCUAUGGGUUUUCGUGAUGCUGGGGAACAAAUGCAAGCACCAUACGAAGAUGAAAAUUUUAUUGAAAAUUUAUCUGAUGUAUUUUAUAAAAUUGAACCAUUGUACAAAGAAUUACAUGCAUAUGUACGGCGGAAAUUAUCAUUACGUUACGGAUUUGAACGUAUACGUGUAGAUGGUCCAAUACCAGCACAUCUAUUGGGUAAUUUAUGGGCACAAAAUUGGAAAAGCAUAAUCGAUUUGGUUCAACCAUUUCAAACUACUCAAAAUUUUGAUGUUACUAGUGAAAUGUUACGACAGGGAUACACUCCUUUAAGAAUGUUUCAGUUGGCCGAAGAAUUUUUCACGUCAAUGGGGUUAAAAUCAAUGCCACCAGAGUUUUGGAUCAAUUCAAUGUUGGAAAAACCAACGAAUCGGCAAGUUCAAUGUACGUCGAGCGCUUGGGAUUUUUGUAAUAAAGUUGAUUACAGGAUUAAACAAUGUACUCAAGUAACGAUGGAUGAUUUAAUAUCCAUACAUCAUGAAAUGGCGCAUGUGGAAUAUUAUUUACAAUAUGCAGAUCAACCUUAUAUUUUCCGCGAUGGUGCAAAUCCAGCUUUUCAUGAAGCAUUAUCGGAUGCAAUUGCGUUGUCUGUAAGAAAUCCAAUUCAUUUACAUCGAAUUGGUUUAUUUAAUAAUAAUACAGAUUUGUAUGAGACAAAUAUGAAUUUCUUAUUAAUGAUGGCAUUGGAAAAAGUUGCGUAUAUUCCAUUUGCGUAUUUAGUUGAUCAGUGGCGUUAUAAAGUAUUUAGUGAUGGUGUUAAAAAUAUGAAUUCGUUAUGGUGGAGUUUACGUUUACAAUAUCAAGGUAUAAUCCCACCAGUUCCACGAUCAGAUAGCGAUUUUGAUCCAGCCUCCAAGUAUCAUAUAAUCAGCGAUCAAAAUUAUAUGAAAUAUUUUAUUGCUCAAGUAUUACAAUUUCAAAUAUAUGAGGCAUUAUGUACUGCGGCAAACCAUCAAGGACAAUUACAUACAUGUGAUAUAUAUCGAUCACGUGAAGCAGGACGAUUAUUAAGUGAUGUCUUAAAAAUGGGAAGUUCUGUACAUUGGCGUGAUGUAAUACGAACACUAACAAAUGGUAAAACUGAUAAAUUGUCAGCUGAUGCAUUACUAAAUUAUUUUCAACCAUUGGAGUUAUGGUUAAAAGUACAAAAUCGUGAUGAACCAAUUGUUGGUUGGAAUACAAAUAAUGAGGACACAGCAUUAUUUCAAUCGUGGAAAAACUGUAGUAAUUGUUUAGGAAAUAAUAGUAUAUUGGUCACAUUUAUACUAGCAUUAAUAUUUUUAAAUUUUUAUCGAAUAUAAUUAUUGAAAAAAUAUAUAGAUAUAAUAUUCCGAAUUUAGUCGAAUCUCAGGAUUUUGUCACAGACUGAAGAAAAGAUAGUUUGCUUGUUACGAAGUUGAUGAUUUUUUAUAAUUGUUUAAACAUAAUCUCGAUAUAUACUGCGGUAAUAAAAUCCAUAAUCACCUACGGAGCCCUAUUCUGCCUUUGGAAGGCUAGGGAUAAAGAAUAAACAAAGAGUCUCAUCGAAGUACAAAAACUGGUACAGAUGAGAAGAAAAAUACCUGACAGGUAGCAUUGAAGAAGAUCCUGAAUAUCCAACCGCUUGAUUUGUUUCUAUGGGUACUUUAGUCACAAAAAUAGAUUUAAGACUCCAAGGCUAGGGCCUUUGGAAUUAAAUCACCUAUGGACAUGGAAGGAUCUUGAAAUUAAUAGAGAAUUUAGAGGAGACAUAAAAGCUCAGGGUUGCUAACACAACCGACGAGCUUUUUUUGUCACCAAGAAUAACUACGAAACGAAUUUAUUUAUUCUUUUCAAAAUUAAAUCAACGGUAGUGGUGAGUUGUAGGAAAGUGCUGUCAUGAUCCAAAGCAAGUGAAGUCACUCUUUGCUGGGUUCCCGGAUACAGUGAUGUAAAGUGGAACAUUAAGGCAAAUGAAUCGACAAAGCAAGCAACGGACAAAGACAACACAGAGACUAAAGUCUCGCCACUUCCAUCGAUCAGCGCGUUAAAAAAUAAAAAAAGAAGUUCCUAGGUGACUUCAGAAAAAUAGAGAUAAUAGCGGAAUGAUAUGGUUGUUCAACGAAUCUGAAGAGGGGCAAAAAAAAAACAAAAAACAAACAAAAAAACAACAAUAUACCACAGGACAAUGAACAAACAGUUCGCGUUUUAGCGGACUGAAUUCUCAAGCCGAACCUAACCUGACCGAUAUUAACAAAUUUUAUGCUUUAAUUAAGUUAUUCCGUCAAAUAUUUGCAUUGUAGAUAUGGAUGAUUACCGUAGUAAGCUUAAUUUUUCAUUACUGUUUAACUUCAAAAUCAAAUUUUAGCUUUAUGUAUUAUCUGAUUUAUUUUUAAAUUUUUUAAUUUUUGAAAGUAUUAAAAUUUUGAAACGCCUCAAGUAAUUGCUGGUGCCUUAAAUAACUUCUCAAAAAUUUAAUACCUCUCCUAUUCGAUUUUUUAAAGCAAUUUUAAGCAAUCUAUCUUUUCGAAUUCUUUGAAUUUUAUAUACAGUAAUGGGAAAAAGUUCGGCAUCCUUUAAAUUACUUUCAAACGGUAUAAGAUUAAAGACAUGAAAUUUUUAUGUUUUUACAUUAUUCAUCAUAAAUUCCGCAAAAAAAAAAAACGCGUGUAAUAGCAAAGGACCCCAUAAGUGUGUGUUCGUAAUGUCGUAAUAUUAUCGUAAAAUAAUGGGUAUUAUAGUCUUGAGUCCAUAGAAAUUUCAGAACUUUAUCUUGAACCAUUUGAAAGUAAUUUUAGGAUUUCCAAACAUUUUCC